Lolium perenne is the source of this 1112-nucleotide messenger RNA. Its product is annotated as heavy metal-associated isoprenylated plant protein 41. NCBI's taxonomy places the organism in Eukaryota, Viridiplantae, Streptophyta, Magnoliopsida, Poales, Poaceae. Gene Ontology annotation, cellular component: cytoplasm. Gene Ontology annotation, biological process: rRNA base methylation. The record is from RefSeq and is a predicted model, not a curated record. Gene Ontology annotation, molecular function: rRNA (uridine-N3-)-methyltransferase activity.
CACAACACACUCCAGUCUCCAUGGCGCACUGCACACCACCACCACCACAACACGGGAAAGUGGGAGGAGCCGGUGCCGGCGGCGACAGUUGGAGACGGUGCAGGCGAUCGCCGUUGAGGGAAAUGGCCCGGAGCAGGAGGGUAAAGUGGCUAAACCACUACUCGUCGGCGCAGACCAUCCUCAUCGUCGGAGAUGGGGACUUCUCCUUCUCGCUGGCCCUCGCCACCGCUUUCGGCUCCGGCGAGAACCUCGUCGCCACGUCCCUCGACUCUUACGAGGUUCUGGCUCACAAGUAUACAAAAGCACAAUCAAAUGCAAUGGAGCUGAAGAGAAUGGGAGCCAAAGUUCUGCAUGGUAUCAGUGCGAAAAGCAUGAUGCGUCACUCUUACCUAGAGACAAGGCGGUUCCAUCGAAUUGUCUUCAAUUUUCCUCAUGCCGGCUUUAACGGAAAAGAGUAUGAGAUGCAUGUGGUCAUAUUGCACAGGGAGCUGGUGAAGGGUUUCUUUGGCAAUGCACGAGAGCUGCUUCUGCCUGAUGGUGAAAUCCAUAUUAGCCACAAGACAUGAUAUCCUUAUGAUGCUUGGGAUAUCGAGCAACUCGCCUCGGAAUCUUCUCUUACUAUGAUUGACAAUGUUAGGUUCCAGAAACAAGACUACCCUGGCUACAACCAGAAGAGAGGAGAUGGUGCAAAGUCCAACCAAACUUUUCCGCUUGGUGAUUGCAGCACUUUCAAGUUCGGCGUGAAACCUAAUGAAGGUCAAGAAGUAUGUAUAUGUUGCUGCUACAUUUGUCAAGAUAAAUAUGUCUCACCGUACCUUGCCUAUGGGAGCAGUGGCAAAGCCAGAUUUAGAGUUGGGAGUGGGGGGCUCCUUACAUAUUAGUGCAAACUGAUAGUAGUAUUAACGAAUUUGUUGUUGAACUUGAGGUAUUUUGGUGAAUUGGUGAACUUCAUGUGAGUCGACUUUGAUGCUGCAGAGCUCCUUUGAACUUCUAUGGACAUGGCUUGUGUGCUGAUGGGGCACCAUCUAUCACUGUGUAAAUGACCAUAUUUAAUGUGGAAAUUAUGAACAACACUGUGGGAAUGAAAAUGCAAGCACUUUCGUUUGCGGGCC